AAACACUACGGACGCAAGACUGUUGCUGAGUGAGACAGAAGUGUGAACGCGUUCAGAAGCAAUCUCAUCGCUAAGAGGCAGACAAGAGAAAAAUCUCCCAUUUACUGUAACGUUUAAAUGGAUGUGAAAGAGGAGAUGUGUGAGACUGACCUGAAUAUCAUGGAGGAGUGGACCACAAAUGUUAAGGAAGAGGACUGUGAGUGGGAGAGUGUCCACCCCAAACAGGAGAGUCUGGACAUUAAGGAAGAGGACAGUGAACUGGGGUCAGUGAGUUUUAAGGAGGAAAAUGAAGAGAAAUGUGUCAGCACUGAGAUGCACAACUGUGGGAAUAUGGAGAGUUUCGAGGAAGACGACCUUCAUUAUGGACAUCAAGAUGGAGCUGUGACCGGGUUAGUCUCUUCUCAUAGCAGACACUCUUCAUCUCCGGAGUCUUCUAUCAAUGUAAAAUAUGAAUCAUUACAGUCUGACAGAAAGAUGACUGAAGAAAUUUCAUCUCCUAGAACUAAGGAAGGUCAGCCACCACCUAAGACGUCAUCUAAAACAAGAAUCAAACUUCACUGCUGUUCUGAAUGUGGCAAACAGUUUUCAAUAAGAUGCCAUCUUCAGAGCCACCAGAGAAUCCACACGGGGGAGAAACCAUAUUGCUGUCCAGAAUGUGGAAAACUAUUCUCUUACAGUAGUAAUUUUCAGGUACACAUUAAAACUCACUCAGGAGAGAGGCCGUAUUGCUGCUCUGAAUGUGGCAAAAAGUUUACACAGAGAGGCCGUCUUCAGAGCCACCAAAGAAUCCACACAGGGGAGAAGCCAUAUAAGUGUUCUGAAUGUGGUAAACAGUUUUCAGAAAGAAGCCAUCUUCAGAACCACCAAAGAAUUCACACAGGGGAGAAGCCAUAUUUCUGUUCUGAAUGUGGUAGAAAGUUUUCAAGGAGCAGCCAUCUUCAGAGCCACCAAAAAAUUCACACAGGGGAGAAGCCAUUUUGCUGUUCUGAAUGUGGAAAAAAGUUUUCACGGAGAAGCCAUCUUCAGAACCACCAAAGAAUCCACACAGGGGAGAAGCCAUUUUGCUGUUCUGAAUGUGGCAAAAAGUUUUCACAGAGAAGCUAUCUUCAGAAACAUCAAAGUAUUCACACAAGAGAGAAAAAAAUGACAAACUCCCCCACUUUGUCCACAGAUGAACACAGUACAAUAUGCUAAGCAGCAGAAGAAAGAAUUCAAAAAGUCUGAUGAAAACAAAAAAGAA
Messenger RNA from Erpetoichthys calabaricus (reedfish), 1240 nucleotides. Its product is annotated as zinc finger protein 664-like. NCBI's taxonomy places the organism in Eukaryota, Metazoa, Chordata, Cladistia, Polypteriformes, Polypteridae. Gene Ontology annotation, cellular component: nucleus. The record is from RefSeq and is a predicted model, not a curated record. The coding region runs from base 118 to 1194 and encodes 358 amino acids. The transcript is spliced from 4 exons. Gene Ontology annotation, molecular function: RNA polymerase II cis-regulatory region sequence-specific DNA binding; DNA-binding transcription factor activity, RNA polymerase II-specific. Gene Ontology annotation, biological process: central nervous system development; regulation of transcription by RNA polymerase II.